UCCUCUUGCUUAUCCAUCGACUAGUCCGCCCUAAUGAUUUCUAUAUCUUUUUCAAGAGAUAUUUUAAGAGCAAAUGAAGAGAAUUAGACUGCUUGAUUGAAGCUGGAGAGAGAGGCAGUACAGCAAAAUCAGAACCAAAACCAAUAUGGGUUCGGUGGCUAAGAAGGGACUGCAACUCUAUCUUUUACAGCUUCAGCAUCAUCCCUUGAGAACUAAGGCAAUUACAGCAGGGUUCCUGUCAGCUGUUAGUGAUAUUAUUGCACAGAAAAUCUCGGGCAUACAGAAACUUCAACUUAGACGGCUUCUCCUCAAAGUGCUUUUCGGGUCCGCAUAUCUCGGACCAUUUGGGCAUUUUCUACACAUAAUAUUGGAUAAAAUAUUCAAAGGGAAGAAGGACACAAAAACAGUUGCCAAGAAGGUGGUGGUGGAGCAGUUGACGUCAUCUCCUUGGAACAAUAUGCUUUUCAUGAUAUACUAUGGCGUGAUUGUUGAAAGAAGGCCCUGGAUGCACGUGAAAGCUAGAAUAAAAAAGGAAUACCCAAAAGUGCAAUUGACAUCAUGGACGUUCUGGCCGGUAGUGGGUUGGAUAAAUCACCAGUAUGUACCGCUGCAGCUCCGUGUCAUUUUCCACAUGGUGGUCGCAUGUUUCUGGGGAAUAUUUCUGAAUUUGCGAGCGAGGUCUAUGGCAUUGGCCAAAGGUUGAGCUGAGUGUCUCAAAUGAUAAAAGCCCCCUAUUCCAUGAACGUUGUGUUACAACUGGCUCAAGCCUUAAAGGAUGUACGCGUUGAGAAACCAUGAACUUGUGAUAGUGUGUGAUUUAAUGAUUCAUGAGAGAUUGUAUAUGCUACACUAGAGAUGGGACUGUCAAAUAGAUUUAUUGAAAGAUGAUUCUUUUUCUGCAAAGCUGUAUCAUGCCCGGAUGUUGAAAAACACAAUCCAUGUCCGAGGCAGGGGACGCGUGAAUCGUUAGUUCUUUGUAUAUGUUGCAGCUACACCAUCCAGACCAAAAAUCCCGGAGAGACUUGGAAUAUAAAAGGCGUCUUGAUUUUA
Messenger RNA from Ricinus communis (castor bean), 1050 nucleotides. Its product is annotated as peroxisomal membrane protein PMP22. The coding region runs from base 146 to 703 and encodes 185 amino acids. NCBI's taxonomy places the organism in Eukaryota, Viridiplantae, Streptophyta, Magnoliopsida, Malpighiales, Euphorbiaceae. The record is from RefSeq and is a predicted model, not a curated record. The transcript has 7 exons. Gene Ontology annotation, cellular component: cytoplasm; membrane.